AUGGAUCCACCACCUCCAAUUAUUGACUCAACUGAUGUAGCCCACAUAGCUCCUGCAGCGAACCCAACUCCAACCAAAGCUCCCUCCCUCAACCAUCCUCCUUAUGCUGAGAUGAUAAAGGCCGCAAUUAGGGCUUUGAAGGAGAGAAAUGGGUCGAGCAAAAGGGCUAUAGCUAAGUACAUAGAGACUCAUUACUCGAACCUGCCACCUAGUCACUCGGCGCUGUUGACUAACCAUCUGAAACGGUUGAAGAACAAUGGUCAGGUUCUCAUGGUGAAGAACUCUUAUAAGCUUCCUAGAUCUACUACUGUACCUGUUACUCCCAAUGUAAAUGCGCAUCAGGCUGUGCCCAUUGUUGUUCCGGAGACUGAAUUGAACGUGGCGAUUGGGCCAGGGAGUGUGUACGUUCCAGUUGGUUCUGUAAAUGGUGAUGCUUCUAGUGCUGGAGAUGGAAAGAAAAAAGGCCGCGGCCGUCCGCCUAAGCAGGGUGGGGCGAACCAAGGUGGGCUAAAGAAGGGACGUGGUCGUCCGCCAAAGAGUUUGGGGGCUCAGCCAGGUGGUGUUGAGAGGUCCAGGGGGAGGCCCAAGAGGGAUUCUUCUCAUUCUGUUGUGACUGGAAUGACUGCUCGAAAACAGUCAAAGAAGACUGUUGCGGCUACUGGUGUGGUGAAGGGGUCCGGGAGGCCACGUGGAAGGCCUCCAAAGCCUAAGGAUGUGGUUGCUGGAGUUGCUCAACCUGCGGCAGUUGGUGGGAUCGUGGCACCUGUUUCUGUUUGGAUGCCUAUUGGUGCUACAUUAGCAGUGGGUUCUGGAGGAGUUGCACCGGCUGCGCGGAAGAGUCCAGGACGACCACCAAAGGCAGGUGGUGAGGCGAAGAAACCCUUGAAGCUGCCUACUGUGAAGCCCAAGAAGCCCAGGAAGCUAUCUGGAAAACCUUUGGGGAGGCCCAAGAAGGAUGCAUCAGAUACAAUGACUCAAGCGCUCAAUUCCCAGCAGCGAGUGGCCUAUGAAGAUCUUAAAGGCAAACUUGAACAUUUGCAAUCAAGAAUCAAGCAAACAGUGAGUGUGGUAAAACCAUGCUUAGACAAUGCAACUGCAAUAAGUGCAUUACAAGAGCUAGAAACGCUGGCGUCGAUGGAAGUAAAUGCGCCCACAAAUGUUCUUGGCAUGCCACCUCAGAAACAACUGCCUCAGACCGAAAGUUAA
Molecule: messenger RNA, 1206 nt
Organism: Fraxinus pennsylvanica
Lineage: Eukaryota; Viridiplantae; Streptophyta; Magnoliopsida; Lamiales; Oleaceae
Source: the annotation of a GenBank genome assembly